Messenger RNA from Capsella rubella, 1070 nucleotides. Its product is annotated as polycomb group protein VERNALIZATION 2. The record is from RefSeq and is a predicted model, not a curated record. Bases 99 to 980 code for a protein of 293 amino acids. Gene Ontology annotation, cellular component: nucleus. Gene Ontology annotation, molecular function: chromatin DNA binding. Lineage: Eukaryota; Viridiplantae; Streptophyta; Magnoliopsida; Brassicales; Brassicaceae. The transcript is spliced from 8 exons.
AACUCUUCCUCCUCAUCCUUGUUCUCUUCCUCGAUUAGUUUCCGGCUAUUAUCUAUCUGUUCUCCGGUGCAGCUACUCUUACGUACCUAUCAGAUUCAAUGUCGUCCUUUGUUGUAUCAACAAAGGCUCCCCGUAAGGUACCCAUAAAUCAAGUUAGGGUCCGUGAUCAAGCUGAGGUCCCUAAAGCUAAGGUCCCUAAAGCUAAGGUCCCUGCUAAGGGAUCAAAGGUCCCUAAACCAAGGCGCCUGCCUCUUGAUCAACGCCAGUUCUAUCACUCCAAAACCGGUCAGCCAAUGACACUUGAGGAAGUGCUUUCUGACCGAGAUAGCGACAAUGAAUCUGACAGUGAGACUGAGGCUCCAGAUCUGACGAUUGCUGAUUCUAUGGACGAUAAGGAAGUUAUGGAGAAAUUUAUUCAAGCUUGGAACUGGUUUGCCAAAAAGAAUAGGGUUCUCGCUGACUCUCAUAUUCCAUGGGCAUUUGAAAAAUUUACAAGAUUGUACAAGAAGGAGUUGCACAACAACUUACGAAUCGACAUGUGCUGGAGAUUAUUCAUGAUUAAACAUUGGGACUUUGGAAUUUUUGACGCAGUCACCAUGAACAAAUGCAAUACCAUGAUCAAGAACUACUCUCCUAACGCAGACAUUGAUGUUGACGAGAAUGAUCACAUGAACACAAACAACGAGGAAAACAAAGGAACUAUGUGUGCUGUGUGUAGAAAUAGUGAAAACGAUGAAAUGAAUGUGGAAGUCGAAGCUGUCGAAAAAGAACCUUCCCAAGCUGUGGACAAGACCACACCUUUUGACAGGAGUGCUGGGAAGAGGCCAAUCAAACAAACUUUCAAAAUGCAAGAGAUUAUCAAGAUGACACAGGCUAAAAAACUUAAACGUGGAAGUAGUAGUAGCAAAAGAGGCCGAGGUGGCCGUCUUUGUCGUUGCCCACGCCCGGGCGGUCGUGGAACCUCAUCUCGUAAUAUCUAGUGGGGGGUAGUUCCUUCAAUUCAAUCUGUCUUCUUCUUCUUCUUUACUUUUAAGCUUAAUCACUCUUCUCUCUAAAAUGCUCUUUCAAGU